Molecule: messenger RNA, 2145 nt
Organism: Arxiozyma heterogenica
Lineage: Eukaryota; Fungi; Ascomycota; Saccharomycetes; Saccharomycetales; Saccharomycetaceae
Gene: HEH2
Product: Heh2p
Exons: 1
Coding region: 1-2145 (714 amino acids)
Cellular component (GO): nuclear inner membrane
Molecular function (GO): chromatin binding
Source: RefSeq, a predicted model, not a curated record
AUGGAUCCCUCUUUCUUGGAACCAGGUUUUGAUCCAAAGAAUCUCACUGUGGCACAAUUAAGAGGAAUCUUGAUUGAUAACAACGUUCAUUUACCCUCAAAAGUUAAGAAAUCUAGGUUGAUUGGGCUGUUUAAUAGUGAAAUAGUGCCUAAAUUGGAUGAGUUGAGAGAUAAAUAUAAAGAUGUCAAGCCAAGUUCAAAGGGGAUUAAAAAAGUUACAAAAGCUAAAAAAACAAAGAAGCAUUUUUUGGAAGAACAAAAUUUAAAGGAUUCAACUUCAACUGAAUCCUCAGAUAAUAAUAAUGAUAAUAAUAAAAAUAAAAGAAAGAGAGAACAUCUAGAAGAUGAGAAAGAUGACAAUCAUAUAAUUGAAGCUGAUAUUAAACACACUGUUUUAACUGAUAAAGAUAAGAUUAAAGAUAACAACGAAGCGAAAACAAACAGUGGAAAGCGAAAGAAAAAAAAAUUGAAAACUGAACAAAAUGAAUCAACUCAAAUCCAAUCGUCUAUAAUUCCUGAGACAAUUGUUGAAGCUAUACAACAAAAUGAUGAUGAUAAUUUUCCUUUUAUUGAGUCCAGUAAUGAAAUGGAUAAAAACAUAUCAGAAAUAAAAACUGUAGAAAAACAAACAACGUCUCCAAAUUUAUCGAAACUAAAAGUUUCUCCAGAAUUUGCAAUUCUAUUGAGAAAUGCAACAGAGGAUAAAAAUUUAAUAAAUGAGGUAAAAAUUGAAUCCACUCCCAAUUCGUCUACUCCACUUUAUCAAGAUGAUACUACAUACAAUAGCCUUAAGAAUAAUGAAAAAACACCCAUUCCUGAAAAGAUUAAUCAGAUUUAUGAAGUGGUGGAUGUCCAAAAUAAAGAUUCUACAAAAGCAUCUUCUAGGGAAGAUAUUGACAUUAUAACCGAUAGUGAGGAUGCUAGUAUUACAAUUGACACAGAUACAAAAAUUGAAAAACGGGACCAAAAAAAUGAAAGGGAACUAUCCAUUUCCACUUCGGAAUCAGUAAAUGAGAAUGGCGGGCAGAAAUAUACAUUACUUGAUAAGAAUAAUACAAAAUGUACUUCUCCUAGAAAAUUGGAUUUUCAAAAAAUAAAACAUUCUUUGUUCAACAUAAUUAUGUUUAUCUUUAUCACAUCAGCAGUACUGUUCAUCCUUUGGUAUCGAGAACAAAGAAUCAGAAUUGGAUAUUGUGGCGCAGAAUUGCCACCUCAACCAAUAGUUCCUGCUGCUUUGCAAAAGUAUAUCGCAGCUAGAUUCAAUAUUGACUUAAAUGUCAUUGAUGACUGGUUAUAUACUUUUAAUCCAAAGUGUCUACCAUGUCCCGAUGAAGCCAUUUGUUUUCCAAAGUUGAAGCUCACUUGUAAAUCACAAUAUAGAAAAAUUGUACCUUUACUUUCAUUAUAUAAUUUAGUUCCAUUGAGUCCAUAUUGUAUUCCAGAUGUUAGAAAGAUUCAAUUUCUUGAUAGUAUGUUUAAUAAAUUUGUAAAUUUAUUAAGGAGAAGAAAUGCAUCAUUCAAUUGUGGUAAAGGGAUUAAUCAAAAAAGAAAUAGUAUUCCAUAUAGUCAUUUACAUGAUAUUUUUGGUCAAAAUGUUGAUCAAGCGUGGACACAAGAUGAAGUUGAGGAAUUAUGGAAUUCACUUUCAAAAAAAUUAGACGGGAUUCCAGAGAUAGAAUUUUUUAACAUUGAAAGUAACGAUAGUGAAACUAUCGACGUUUAUAUCAGGUCUAUCUCACAAGAAUAUUCUAGUCUGUGGUGUAAAUACGGUAAUCAAAUAACAGAAUUUUUAAAGACCUAUAAAUUGAUACUAGUAGGAUUCAUAUUAAUCUUGUCCGUGGUUAUUUUAAUAAACAGUGAGAGGAGAAAACGUAUGGCAUAUAAAAAAAAAAUUGAACAAUAUGUAAAUGUUACUAUAGAAAAGUUGAGAACUCAAACUGGAAAUCAUAAAGAUGGUGAUUUUUUACAUAUGUUGCAAAUAAGAGAUAUUGUUUUGGUGGAUGUAGUUGAUUUAAAUGAAAGAAAGAAGAUUUGGAAAGAUAUGGUUAAAGUUUUAAGGGAUAAUGAAGAGAUUGUAACUGUUUUUGCUGAAAUUAAUGGUGAAAUAUUGGAAUGUUGGUCGUAUAAGGAGAAAGAAGAAAACUGA